Messenger RNA from Cajanus cajan (pigeon pea), 2670 nucleotides. Its product is annotated as heterogeneous nuclear ribonucleoprotein 1. Lineage: Eukaryota; Viridiplantae; Streptophyta; Magnoliopsida; Fabales; Fabaceae. Gene Ontology annotation, biological process: regulation of translation. The record is from RefSeq and is a predicted model, not a curated record. Gene Ontology annotation, molecular function: mRNA binding.
GCAGCAGAGGAUUUGCAGUGUGUCUGUGUCUCUCUUUAUAUAUAAAUAAAAAUGUAUUUAUAUAUUGAAAAAUUGUGAAUUGUGUUUUGGGCAUGUUUGUUUGAAAUUAAUUAAGGGUGGGUAGUGGAAGGAAGCAUAGGAAGCAACAAGAUAAAAAAGCAGGAUGACACCACAUCUUCUGUUUUCAUUCCCAUUCUCAGUUUUCCCUGCCAUUCAAUUUUUCAUAUAAAUAAACUUUCAUUAUUAUUAUUAUAUUAUAUUAUUAUUAGUCUUUUUUUUUUGUUUCCAUCACCAACCAUUCAUCUUUUGAAUGGUGAAUUUCCCAUCUGGGUUGUUCCCUUUUUUCUCUUGAUCUCUUCACCUUCUCUCAAUUUCUUCUUCUCUGAUCUUAGAAGAAAGAAAGAAAAAAAAAACUAAAAAAUAAAAAAAAUAAAAAAAUAAAAAAUUUGCCUGCUUGUGCCUGGUUCCUCUCUUGGGUGGAUUAGAUAUUUUGCUUGAGUUUUUUGAUUGAUGCUCCAAAGAUCCGAUUCUCUUAGAUCGAAUUUGGCAAAACCCACUUCGUAUCUGAUUGAAGCACCAACUGGGUUCUGUCUGAGAUUCAAGAUAAGAACAGAUGGAAUCGGAUCUUGGCAAGCUCUUCAUUGGGGGAAUUUCCUGGGACACUGAUGAGGAACGUCUCAAGGAGUAUUUUGGGAAAUAUGGAGAGGUGAUAGAGGCUGUGAUCAUGAGAGAUCGCACCACUGGUCGUGCUCGUGGUUUUGGUUUUGUUGUCUUUUCUGAUCCUGCUGUUGCUGAAAGAGUCAUUAUGGAUAAGCACAUAAUCGAUGGCCGCACGGUUGAAGCUAAGAAAGCUGUUCCCCGGGAUGAUCAGCAAACUGUAAACAGACAGUCUGGUGGCAUCCAUGGAUCUCCGGGUCCUGGGCGCACCAAAAAGAUUUUUGUUGGAGGUUUACCAUCAACAAUCACUGAAAGUGAUUUUAAGAAGUACUUUGAUCAGUUUGGUACGAUCACUGAUGUUGUAGUAAUGUAUGAUCACAACACCCAAAGGCCAAGAGGUUUUGGCUUCAUCACUUUUGAUUCAGAAGAAGCUGUGGACAGAGUUCUUUAUAAAACAUUUCACGAACUCAAUGGAAAGAUGGUCGAGGUCAAGAGGGCAGUUCCGAAAGAGCUUUCCCCCGGACCUACACGGAGCCCUUUGAUUGGAUAUAACUUUGGUUUGAAUAGGACCAGUAACUUCUUAAACAGUUACGCUCAGGGUUUCAAUAUGAAUCCAAUUGGAGGUUAUGGAGUCAGGAUGGAUGGUAGGUUUAGUCCACUUACUAGUGGUAGAAGCGGGUUUAACCCAUUUGGCUCCAGUAGUUUUGGAAUGGGAAUGAAUAUGGAUUCAGGAUUGAACCCAAGUUUUGGAGGAGCUUCCGGUUAUGGUGGCAAUCUAGGAUACGGCCGUAUGAGUCCUUUCUACAAUGGCAACUCAAGCAGAUACACCACUCCUAUUGGCAAUAAUGGGGGCAAUGGGAGAAGCGAUUCUCUUGCGAACUCGGCUUCUAGGAGUGUUUGGGGAAAUGGUGGCCUGAACAAUGCCGCCAAUAAUCCAGUCAGCCCUGGUGCUUACUUGGGAUCUGGAAGUGGAGCUUUUGGUGUUUCAAUUGGAAAUAAUGGCACAAAUUGGGGUCCAUCAGUUCCAAACCAAGGUGGAGGGGCUGCUUCUGGGUAUAGUACUUGGGGUAACACUUAUGAAAGUGGAGAUAACAGCAUUGGUUUAGGAGGUGGAGGUUAUGGAAGGAACAGUAGCCCAAGUUUGCCUCAAUCCUCAACAUUUACUGCACCAACUGGUGGUUAUGAAGGAUCCUAUGGGGACUUGUACCGCAGUGGUUCAGUUUAUAGUGAUGCAGCUUGGCGAUCUGCUGCUUCUGAGAUAGAUGCUUCUGGCUCGUUUGGUUAUGGACUUGGUGGUAUAGCUUCAGAUGAUCCAGUAAAGAGUUCUGAGGGUUUUAUUGGAAACUACAGUGUAACAAGUAGACAACCUAAUAGAGGAAUUGCUGCUUAGGAGAUAUGUAAUUGGAUAUGUUAUGAUAACAGUAGUAGAUGAAGGGAAACUGCUAAAGAAAAUGAGGUAUUGUGAAAUCAUACAUCUCUGUCAGCUCGCAAGGAAAUUCAUAAUAUAUAGCUAACGGUGUUCUUUCAUUUGAAGUAUACAUAAGCUAAAUCAGUUACAAGGGAUUUUGUGUAAGGUUUGGGAUUUUGUUCUGUCGUCUUUUUGAUUUUUCAAGACUAGGUUCCUUUCUUGGAAUUUGAUUGAGGUGUAAAAUCAGAUUGCGGGAUAUACUCACGAAGAUUGGUUCCAGUAGUUUAUUAAUAGUGCAUUGCUGGAGAGAUGCACCAUCGUUACUCGUUAGUAUGCUUAAUGAUAGUUUAUUAAUUUUUGAAUUUUUUCUGCCACUGUAAUGCUUGGCAAAGGUGUUUGUUAUUGUCACCAUCUUUUUUAUGGGACAUGUUAUCUGAUCAAAUUGUAAGUGAAGUUCAGUUUGAUUUAUCAGGUUUGAAACAUGCGAGGGGUAUCCAUCUUGGAUCCCCCAUCAAAUAAUUAGUUACUGGACAGAUAUUAUUUUUUUGUUAGACCUUUGUUAUACAGCUUCAUACUUGGUUUAUUGUUAGUCAAAAUUUGGUUCC